AUGGGUUCGGUCAAGACACCCUUGGAGAGCGUGCAAGCAUGUUGGGCACGCGUCUCCCAGAAUUCCCCUGUCUACAAAUUCUUCUUUUCGGACAUCGAACUGGUCAGUGCCACAGACGGCUCCAUGGUCGCUCGCCUUCCUGUCUCGGCAAACCUGCUCAAUUCUAAGGGUGGAUUGCAUGGCUCAGUCUCCGCAACCAUCGUUGACUGGGCAGGGGGGAUGGCCAUUGCCAGUACCGGCCUGGAAAAGACCGGGUUGAGUACCGACAUCCACGUGUCCUACGUCUCGAGUGCAAAGCUGGGCGAUAUUUUGACCAUCGAGGGCAAUGCCAGCAAGGUGGGAAGAAAUAUGGGAUUCACCACCGUCACAAUAUACAAAGGCGAAGGUACAAACAAGAGCGUGGUGGCCCAUGGCACUCAUACAAAAUACAUUCUUCGAGACCGGGAGCAGACCACGACCUCGUGA
This is a messenger RNA of Fonsecaea erecta, 465 nucleotides long. RefSeq lists its product as hypothetical. The transcript has a single exon. The coding region runs from base 1 to 465 and encodes 154 amino acids. Gene Ontology annotation, molecular function: fatty acyl-CoA hydrolase activity. Lineage: Eukaryota; Fungi; Ascomycota; Eurotiomycetes; Chaetothyriales; Herpotrichiellaceae. The record is from RefSeq and is a predicted model, not a curated record.